CUGCCAAAGAAUCAAAGACGACCCGGGGGGCCCAGAACGUCAUGGGCCAGGGGCACGCGACUUAUGAUAUAACUGUGGUAGACCCUGUUUUUUGAUACCUUCGCACAGAAAUCGAAACCGAGAGCUUGCUGCGUCGAAGACAAUGGCUGAGAAAACGUCCCCGGCAACGAGCGAUUCGAAUGGCGCGAAGACGCCCGCGCCGCAAUUGAAGAGGACCAAGUCUGACGACACGGAUCUCGAUGAUUACUUCGUUGGACCACGAGAUCUCGACCAUCAUUCGAAAUGGCCAAUCUUCCUUCGCCUCCACGGGAGUAUCACGCCCGAAAUGAUUCUGCCGCUACUCUUCGUGGGCGGAUGGGCAACCGCGAUAACGUGCAUAUCGAAGUUCGUCCACAAUCUCGGCAUCAACCAGCUCCUCCUCACAGUCCUCGGUUUCGUCGUCGGUCUGGCUCUUAGUUUCCGCAGCUCCACGGCAUACGAGCGCUACAACGAAGGGCGCAAGUACUGGGCGCAAUUAACGCUUGCCUCGCAGAACCUUGCGCGCUUGAUCUGGAUCCACGCGGACGAGCGUCACACGGAUCCCGAAGUGGGCAAGAAGGACCUGCUCUCGAAAAUCAGCUGCUUGAACCUCAUCGUGGCAUUCUCCCUCGCGUUGAAGCACAAGCUGCGAUUCGAGCCAUACACGCACUACGACGACAUAGUGCACAUGGUCGGACACCUUAGCACCUACGCAAAGGUCGCAGACAAGCCAGACGAGAGCAAGAAGCCCAAUAUCUUCAAGACAGCAGGCCAAUUCCUCGGCCUUCCGAUGGCGGCGUCGAAUCCUCGGAAGCUCAUCAAGCGCGCCAAAGUACCGUUGGGAAAUCUCCCCCUGGAGAUCCUCAACCACCUAUCCUCAUAUAUGAAAAUGGUGUACGACAACGGCACGCUCAAGGUCUCUAUCUACCAAACACAGUCCCUCAACGCCCUCACUACCAUGAACGACGUCCUCACCGGCACAGACCGUAUCCUCAACACGCCGCUUCCCAUCGCAUACAGCAUUGCAAUUGGCCAGAUUACCUGGGUCUACAUCCUGCUCCUGCCCUUCCAGCUCUUCAAGUCCCUCGGCUGGGUGACAAUCCCAGCUUCCGUUUUCGCCGCCUACAUUAUCCUAGGAAUCGCGCUUAUCGGCCGCGAGAUCGAGAACCCCUUCGGCGACGACGUCAACGAUCUCCCACUCGACGCCUUCUGCGACCAGAUCCGCAAGGACAUCGACAUCAUCAUGAGCCGCCCUGCACCAGCUACCGAUGAGUUCGUGCUGAGCGAUGAGAACGAGCUGCUGUAUCCGCUGAGUCACCUGGGAAGCAAGUCAUGGGCGGACAAGUCCGUGGAGGAGAUCAGAGAGGCCCUGGGUCAGAAGCCCAAGAUUCAUUACCCGAGGACGGAAAGCGAAGAGGUGAGGAAGGUUAAGGAAACAACGGCGGAGGCUGCAGUUUGAGAUAUUCCGAACGAGGCUCUUUGGCUCGGCGCUUCGAUAUCCAGAUAUCCUCUGCGCGUCUUUAGUGGGUAAAUAUUCCUGUACUUGCACGCCAGUAACUCC
Molecule: messenger RNA, 1579 nt
Organism: Trematosphaeria pertusa
Lineage: Eukaryota; Fungi; Ascomycota; Dothideomycetes; Pleosporales; Trematosphaeriaceae
Product: UPF0187-domain-containing protein
Exons: 4
Coding region: 143-1477 (444 amino acids)
Molecular function (GO): chloride channel activity
Source: RefSeq, a predicted model, not a curated record